UGCAAAUAGAAUGCCUCAAACGACCACUAUCGAAACUCUUACUGUAACCAGACCACUUAAGGAGGGGAAGGGGCCACGACCCCGGAACACUGCCAUUGAUCUGCAAUCCGUCCGCUUCGCGAGAAAGAGAAAAGGAGUAAAAAAAAGAGAUAAAAAAAAGGGAGAGAAAACAAUUUGUGCGGCGCGCGUUAUAGGGGGUUGCCCUCGUCCGAUAAUACGUUGCGGGGUCCACCAGCGUGACGAAAGCCAUUGACCUCGAGCUCGUUAAUCAACCCUUCUCCCCAUCAUCUAUGACACUUCACGAUCGUCGCGCGGAACCCUUGACACAACGCGCGUAUCUCGGUGUUCUUUGGUGAGAGAGAGUGCUAGAGGGUGGGUUCUAGCCGCUGCGCGUCCUUUUCGCCGACGUCAAGAAAGUAUCGAGAAGCAAAUGAUGUCUCGUGCGCGCAAUCCGAAAAGAAGCGUGUUAUCAUCGCGUAUACGUUUUUGAAGGAAACAUCGCGAAGGAGAAGCUCUCCCUUUGCCCUGACCAGUCGUCGCUGACUCGCGCGUGUUUCUCUCCACGGAUUCGUGAUCACGGACUCGGAAGUGAAAUGAUUAUGUAUACAGUCGCCGAGGAUCACAUGGGCGACAAUGAGAUCGCGCAGGUGAUCGCAUUUAUAUGCGGGAUCAUAGUGGUGCUGCUGAUGAUAAUGGGUUUGGCAUCGACCGACUGGUUGAUGGCCUUAGGAUGGAGACAGGGCUUGUUCGCCCACUGCAUCGAGGAAGGUGCCCCAACACCACUCCCCUUCAACAUGCCUGAUCCCCCGGGAUGCUACGCAGCCAGGGACAGCGCUUACAUAAAGGCAGCUGCGGCUUUGUGCGUGGUGUGUCUUCUGACGGACAUCGCCGCGACGAUUCUCACUGGUUUGGGUUUGCGCACACAGGAUCAUAGGGACAAACAUAAAUAUUAUAGAUUUGCAGUGUUCUGCAUGGGCAUUGCACUGGUGUCCCUUCUAAUAGCACUGAUCAUAUAUCCCAUAUGCUUUGCAGCAGAAUUGAAUCUCGGAAACCGAACCAAUUGGGAAUUCGGUUGGGCAUAUGGCGUCGGUUGGGGGGCGGUAAUUUUCCUAGUUGGAGGAGCAGUAUUGCUAUUGUGUGAGAAGGAAAGUGAAGAGAUUUACUAUAAGGAAAAAAAAACCGUUCGUGAUGAUAUAGGAAGUGGCGGUUCCAUGAUUGGCAUGGGACAUCACACUGGACGAAGUGGAACACAGCUAGCCUAGUGGCAUUGCUCCCUGCCCGAUGUUGUUCUCUAGGUGAUUCGUUUUAUCUUUUUCUGCUCUCAUAGUUCGACACAUGCGCAUACGAGAAAGUAUACAAGCCUAUGAAUGGAUUUUUGAUAGAGCGUUUUUGGCUAAACGCAAAAAAAUUACCCUACGGAUUCUUCGACCAAUCUAACACACACAAAGUAUUAGCAGUUUGAAUACACAAAGUAUUAGCAGUUUAAA
This is a messenger RNA of Atta colombica, 1487 nucleotides long. Its product is annotated as transmembrane protein 47. Gene Ontology annotation, cellular component: membrane; cell-cell junction. Gene Ontology annotation, biological process: cell-cell adhesion. Lineage: Eukaryota; Metazoa; Arthropoda; Insecta; Hymenoptera; Formicidae. The record is from RefSeq and is a predicted model, not a curated record. The transcript has 6 exons. Bases 594 to 1262 code for a protein of 222 amino acids.